This is a messenger RNA of Zalophus californianus (California sea lion), 4241 nucleotides long. RefSeq names its product G protein-coupled receptor 68 (gene GPR68). The record is from RefSeq and is a predicted model, not a curated record. Gene Ontology annotation, cellular component: membrane. Gene Ontology annotation, biological process: cellular response to pH; G protein-coupled receptor signaling pathway. The transcript has 2 exons. Gene Ontology annotation, molecular function: G protein-coupled receptor activity. Bases 2861 to 3943 code for a protein of 360 amino acids. NCBI's taxonomy places the organism in Eukaryota, Metazoa, Chordata, Mammalia, Carnivora, Otariidae.
GGAGAGAAUCUCAAGCAGAUCCACACCCUGCUGAGCGUGGAGCCAGACACAGGGCUCGAUCCCGCCACCCAUGAGACCUUGACCUGAGCUGAGCUGCCCAGGCGCCCCUGCAAGGUCCCUUCUGCCAUGAAAGGCAACAUAUGCACAGGUCCCAGGGAUUGGAACAUUGGACAUCUUUGAGGAGGGGCAUUAUUCAGGCUGCCGUAACAGCUGUCCCUGAUAGUCAGAGGCCGCUGUGGCCGGUGGUAUAUUAAUAACAACUGAUGUUUACUGAACAUUUACUCUGGGCCAGGGACCAUUCUGAGCACAUUCUCCCAACACUCUGAGGUGGGUGCCACUGUUAUUACCCUCACUGAACAGGGGAGGCGCUGAGAGAUUAAAUAACUUGGCACAUGGCAGAGCUGGGAUUUGAACCCAGGCACUCUGGCUCCCCCGUGUGCAUCCUCCUAACCUUGGGGCCUCACCUCCAGGAUCCCAGCCCACAGCCUGGGAGAGGCCGGGCAGGGUCUGAAGCCCAACACAGAGGGAGAAUUUUCACUGAGAUUUUCUGGGCGAGGCUCCAUCUGGGUCACAAAUUCUCUGCCAGUCCCCUCCCGUGUCAGCCCUUCGUCGACCCCAUUAGAGGCACCUAAGCCUAUCCCGGGGAGCAGCAGGGAGCUUCCAGUGGUUCUUGUUAGGGGCUCCAGACAGGUGAGCUCGGAAGAGCUCCUGGAUGCCACCUACCAGUCAGAUUCACCUCUGCCCUGCCCCCACACUCACACCCCAAUCAUAUGAUCCCCACAGGAAAACAAAGAAACAAACCAAAGAAAGUAAACCACAUUUCCCUAGCUCGCCAUAAUGAAGAAGCCUGCCUGCAUACCCGAGCCAGAGGGGAACACACAAGCCUUCCACAGGCACUGGAUGGAGAGGGGUGCCCUAACACCUAUUGAGGAGGCAGUGGGGCAGGCAUAUUUCUAAGAGUUUUUAUACUCAUUGACUGCAACAACCCUGUGAGGUACUGUUAUUAUCCCCAUUUUACAGAUAAGGGAACUGGGGCAGAGAGCAGUCAUGUAACUUUCCGAGGUCACGCAGCCAGUAUGGAGAGCCACGAUUUGAUCCAUUCUCCAUAAGCAGGCGAACCAAGGGCAGAGACUGGUCAGGGCUGGUUGAGCAGUCGCAGCCUGACCCACUCUACGUCAGUCAGCCUAGCCCCCUUUUGUGCCUUCCCAGCAUAACCUGCUCUCUUUGCACCUGCUAGGCUGGGCCCCUGGUUUCUAGGUCAAUGGAUUUCUUGAGAGCACUUUUAUAUUUCAUGCUUACAGCGAUCUUCAUUAUUACACCCAUAUUUAAAGGAGGAAACACAGGCUGCAGGGAGGCUGAAACACUUGGCAGAGCACUCCCAACCAGAAAGCAACAGGUUUGGGAUUUGAACCCAGACCUUCAGAUGCUACCCCCUCUCCAAACUGCCUGAGCUUGAGCAAGCCUCGCCUGAAGGCCUCUUCCAGAAGUCUGCAGCCCAGCCAGGCACGCAACAGGGUUUCCCCAGCGUGCCAGAUGUAUGUGCUCACACUUCGUCUGGACUUGCACUCCCUCUCCACCAGACUCAAGAGUUUCCUGCCUUCGGGUGGCCACAUUAGUCACACUCUGUCUGAGAGCCCAAGGAUUAUCUGAGUGGGAGCGGAAACAGCAGUUGUGUUCAUCAGGUCACUCUGAUUAAUCAGUUCAGGCCCAAACCUGCUGGAGUGUGGUUGAUGCCAGGGAAAGAGAAUUCUCAGAAAAACCAUCUUCUUGCUGCUUGAAACUGUCCAGGGACGAGCUUGACUCUGCAGUGGCAAGCAUUUCUCAAAAAGAAAGUCAGACACACCAAAAUGAGCAGCUAGGGGGCUCACAGCGACAGGAAGCACAGGGCCAGGGAGUCUGCAAGAGGCAGAGGAAGCAGAGGCUCAUUCUGUUAUUCAGGGGGCUAAAGACAGAUUUCCUCUGAGGCUGGCCAGCUGUGCUAAGUGGAAGAAGGAACUGGAAAAAACAGUAAUUUUUUUUUAAAGUAGAUAAUCUGUGCACAUUCUAAGCUAUGCGCAUAUUCUUCCAUUAGUGCGAGUUUACAGUGAAGACGCCUCUGGUCCAGUCAGAGCCUUGGCAGGAAGAAGAGGCACCGUCAGGCAGGGUGACCAAGGAGAGGUUAACCCAGGCAUGGUUUUUCAAAGGUGUGGGUACCCGGGCCCAGCUUCUCGGGGGAGCUGUCCCUACCCCAGGCUGGAGGAAGAAGAGGGAGGAGCCACACAGGACAAGGGCUCCAGCUGCAGCUAAAGGCAGGCAGCCAGCCUGGCAGGUGAGGGAUACUCCCUCCUCACUCUCCUGCUGCCCUCUGAUCGCAGUUGGUGCCUCCCAUUGGCCAAACCCAACAGAAGCCUCCCAUUGGCCAAACCCAACAGAAGCCUCCCAUUGGCCAAACCCAACAGAAGCCUCCCAUUGGCCAAACCCAACAGAAGCCAGAGGGCAAGGGAGGCCAGUGAUCCAAUCCAUGGAGUUAGGACAGAGACAGGCAGAGAGUGGAUGUGGAUGGGCUGAUAAAAAGUCCUCGGCACACUUCUGGCCCUGGUAUGACAAUCUCUUUCCUCCAUCCCCUCUACUGCCAUUUCUGAGCACCUACGGGCCUUCCCUAACCAGACACUGGGAAAAUGCAAAGGCCAAGACCGAAAAACCCAGGGGAGGCUGGAAAAGAAGCAAUGGACGUCAAUGUCACUUAUGCCAGGGGCUUAGCCACCACGGAGGAGGCCCAGCUUUUGAUACAGCUGGAGCCACACCCGGCGAACAAGAUGGCUGCAGAGAGACGGGCCCAUUCCCUGAGCCCGUGAGGGUCGAGGCGCCCUGAGGCCCAAAGAUGGGGAACGUCACUGCGGAGAACGGCUCACUGUGCGCCAUCGACCACACCAUCCACCAGACUCUGGCCCCGGUGGUCUACAUCGUGGUGCUGGUGGUGGGCUUCCCGGCCAACUGCCUGUCCCUCUACUUCGGCUACCUGCAGAUCAAGGCCCGGAACGAGUUGGGCGUGUACCUGUGCAACCUGACCAUGGCCGACCUCUUCUACAUCUGCUCGCUGCCCUUCUGGCUGCAGUACGUGCUGCAGCACGACCACUGGUCGCACGGGGACCUGUCCUGCCAGGUGUGCGGCAUCCUUCUCUACGAGAACAUCUACAUCAGCGUGGGCUUCCUCUGCUGCAUCUCCAUUGACCGCUACCUGGCCGUGGCCCACCCCUUCCGCUUCCACCAGUUCCGCACGCUCAAGGCGGCCGUGGCCAUCAGCGCGCUCGUCUGGACCAAGGAGCUGCUGAGCAGCGUCUACUUCCUCAUGCACAAGGAGGUGGUGGAGGACAAGGACCGGCACCGCGUCUGCUUCGAGCACUACCCCCUGGAGCCAUCGCAGCGGGGCAUCAACUACUACCGCUUCCUCGUGGGCUUCCUCUUCCCGCUCUGCCUGCUGCUGGCCUCCUACCGGGGCAUCCUGCGGGCCGUGUGCCGGAGCCACGGCACCCAGAAGAGCCGCAAGGACCAGAUCCAGCGGCUCGUGCUCAGCACCGUGGUCAUCUUCCUGGCCUGCUUCCUGCCCUACCACGCUCUGCUGCUCGUGCGCAGCCUCUGGGAGGCCAGCUGCCAGUUCGCCAAGGCCGUCUUCAACGCCUACCACUUCUCCCUGCUCCUCACCAGCUUCAACUGCGUGGCCGACCCCGUGCUGUACUGCUUCGUCAGCGAGUCCACGCACCGGGACCUGGGCCGCCUCCGGGGGGCCUGCCUGGCCUUCCUCAGCUGCGCGGGCCCCGGCCGCGCCCGGGAGGCCUACCCGCUGGGUGCCGCCCAGGCCUCGGGGAAAAGCGACGAGCCCGAGCUGUUGGCCAGGCUCCACUCGACCUUCCAGACCCCGAACUCGCCCGGAGCCGGGGGAUCCACCGCGGGUGGCUUGGCCUAGCCGGGCUCUCGCCGUGGGGGGCCGGGUGAGGCCCGAGCUCGCUGUCCGGGCUGCCGCCGCCGGCCUCCCGGCUCUGCCACGGGCAGGUGCCUCCUUCUGCCGGAGGGAACCAGGGGCCGCGCCCCGCGGCAGGACCCCUCUGGUCCCGGGGAGCCCGCUCCAGCUUGCUGGGCCCAGCCGGGGAGGGGGCCCCAUCGGCUCCUGGGUGUUGUCUGUGUGGGUGGGGCUUCUGGGGAGGGGAAGACGGCCAACUGACACCUCCACGGGGUUCUCGAAGGGAAGCUGCGGGGGCGGGGGG